AUGAAAAUCCUUUUGAUACUUCUAUUGAUUCUGAACUCCUUCUCAGUUAUUUUAACAACAAGCGAUGAUAGUUCUGGCUGUGAGUAUUGGCUCGAAAAAUGUAGCGAUUGGCCACCUUACCCGGCCGCGACUUGUAAAUCAAGAAAUAAGAAACGCUUGGAGGAGUAUCAGAAAUGUUUGAAGGACCAAGGAUUUGCUUGAUUUUUUUCCAAAUCAGUAAAAUUUUAAAUAAAUUGUUCUAUCAACUUUCUUCCUGUAGAGAUUUUGAAAAGUAAAAUUGAAUCACACGGAAUAACAACGAAAAACACGUAGACGCGACGCGUGACCGCAGCGCGUUCAACGACUCGUGUAAAGUCAAAACUACGGAAUUAUUCAGUUUGUUGUUUGAUUAACAUCAACCCUAGGCAGCUGAUUUUUUCCAAUUAUGUGUUUUUGUCAGAAAUCAGUGCCUUUUCGAAAAAAAAACAAUGGUGGAAGUAGAUUUGUAUGCUCCAGAAAAUUUGUUUCUUCUAUUCUCUCUAUAUUAUUACAUAUUCAUCCUAGUUAUUUUCUACCUUUCAAGUACUUUUAUAAUCUUCCCACUAUUCAUCCAUAUAACCCGAAUAAAUCGUGAAAAAGAUCGAGAAUGUGCUAUUUUCCACAUCACAAAUCAUCUAUACCAAAUCACAGUAUUCUCACAAUUUCUGAUUCUAACAACUGGAUUAGCACUCGUAUUUUUGGUUUUGGUUUACUCCCCGAUAAAUGUGAAUCAAACUGUGGAAUAUAUAGCUUACUUAUUCUUAUUGAUAACUGUGAUUAUAGUUUUUGUCUGUAAUCAAGUAAUAGUUCCGAUUCAAAAUCUCCUAAUAUUUCUUUUGGCUCUUCAAAGAUUUCUCCUUUAUUUCUGCCCAAAUUCUGAAAAAUACAUAGUUCCCAGUGGAAAAUCUUUCAAAGUUAUCAUAAGUUCUUUAUAUUUCGUAUCGAUUUUGGGAAAUGUGCUAUAUUCCGGAUAUUUGGUGAAAUGUUAUUGGAUGAACUUUUUUGCAGAGGAUAAGACUUGUAGCUCAUUCUGGUCAAUUUUACAUGCAGUGAGUUUAGGGGUCUACCACUUUUGUGAAUUCGAAAAAUUUCUGUGAAAAUAAGUUGUCUUCAAUGCAGGCAAUUUGUAUAUUCUUGGAUUUCCUGGUAAUUUUCUCCUCAAUUUUUUAUAUCUGCAUUCUUAUAAGUGUUCGGAAAAUCACGAAACUUUCCUCUACAAUCAUGAAAAAACGCCCAGAAAAAGUUAUCGAAGCUCAAACUUUUGUUCUGCUAAUCGUAAAACUGUUAUGCUUCCCAUUGCUCAUCUUUGCUUCUAUGCUUCUCAUUGAAAGGGACAUAACUCUAGAUGCAGUGAUAAAUGUGGUACGUUGCGUGUGCGUCGCGGUCACCUAUGUAAAUAUUUUCUAAUCAGAUCUACUACCCAUUAUUCAUCAUUGAUGUUCUAACAACUCCCAUCGUAUUUCAAAUCACAUAUAUUUUUUGCAACAAAACAAAUCUGGAAAUUUUGCUGAAAAUGAAUUUCAGAAAAGUGAGAACUUGGAUGAGUUUAUGUUGUGGAGUUAGAUCAAAUCGUGUUGAGCAAACUGAAUUGUAUAAUAUGAGCACAAUGUCAGGGAGCACGGUGAACACAUGA
Messenger RNA from Caenorhabditis angaria, 1651 nucleotides. The record is from the annotation of a GenBank genome assembly. NCBI's taxonomy places the organism in Eukaryota, Metazoa, Nematoda, Chromadorea, Rhabditida, Rhabditidae.